Messenger RNA from Aspergillus sclerotioniger CBS 115572, 1640 nucleotides. RefSeq names its product alpha/beta hydrolase. The transcript is spliced from 2 exons. NCBI's taxonomy places the organism in Eukaryota, Fungi, Ascomycota, Eurotiomycetes, Eurotiales, Aspergillaceae. Bases 118 to 1344 code for a protein of 408 amino acids. The record is from RefSeq and is a predicted model, not a curated record.
CUUCCCAUCGCUCUUUUGUCCUGUUCCGCAGUAUAAACUGGUGGGCAUCAUUCCCUCGUUUCGUCUCUCCCCUGUAGUUUACAAUCAUACAAUAAACACCUCAUAUAGACCAUAGACAUGGCCUGGUACAGCCAGACCAUCGAGACCCUGUCCGAUUCGUUGGGCAACACCCGAACCCAGCUUCCCCUGCUGGCCGUGACCGGGGCCUCCUUCACUCUGGGCCUCUUAUUCCGCUCACUACUUUCGGACCCACAGCUGGAGACAACGGUACUUGAUUCCCCGCGCAAGAAUAUCCUGUCCGUGUCCGAUGCAGUGAGCCGCGAGCAUCCUCUGCCGACGGACGUCCUCCCGGGAGCCCGGGACGUCUCAACUCCGUAUGGCUCUAUGCGCGUAUACGAAUGGGGGCCGGAGGACGGACCUAAGAUCCUUUUGGUUCACGGGAUUACAACUCCCUGUAUCGCACUGGGCGGAUUGGCCCAUGCCUUGGCUGACCGGGGCUGUAGAGUCAUGUUGUUCGACCUGUUCGGCAGAGGCUACUCUGACUGCCCAUCCGACAUUCCCCAAGACGACAGACUGUUUACGACUCAGAUCCUGCUUGCUUUGAGCUCAUCUGCUCUUUCGUGGACUGGAGCCGGUUCAGAUCGUUUCUGCCUGGUGGGCUACUCCCUAGGCGGUGGUAUAGCUGCCUCGUUCGCAUCAUACUUCCCUCAGUUACUCUCUUCGCUAGUACUGCUUGCACCAGCAGGCUUGAUCCGUGACUCCCAGAUCAGCUUUCAGUCGCGGCUUCUCUAUUCUCGUGGCCUCGUUCCAGAACGUGUGCUCGGCUUCCUGGUUGGACGUCGUCUCCGCGCCGGUCCGCUGACUAGUCCGAAGCCCAAGUCUAAGACGAUCAGUGCCGAGGAUGCGCUCGCCGAGGAAUUACCCACACAGGGUGCGGCUGAAGUCCAACGGUUGUCCCGGACAUACCCCCACGUCAAUGUUCCUAAUGCUGUGAAAUGGCAAGUAGGUGAACAUGCUGGCUUCGUGCAUGCUUUCAUGUCCAGUAUGCGACAUGGACCGAUCCUGCAGCAGCGGCAACGGGAUACCUGGGAACGUCUUGGACGAUACCUCUCCGGACAGAAGGACCUUUCGCUCGACGAACAGCGUACGAAUGGUCUGCCGAGUGACAAGGUUCUUAUCAUGUGUGGGAACAACGAUGCCGUCAUCAUCAAAGACGAGGUUGUCCCUGAUGCCACAGCAGCACUCCAAGGACAUGCAAGCUUCCGAUUCUUUGAUGCGGGCCAUGAAUUUCCGAGUACCAAAUACGAGGAAGUGGCACAAUACGUGAUGGAAUUUCUGGCUUGAUGGACUGACAUAGAGAUAUACGUCUUUUUCUUUUCUAAUCUUGCGACAUUUUACUACACCUGUUUUGUGGCAUUUAACUGAUUAUAUACGGGCUGGGUGGACUUUUGUUUACGAAUUUUCGCUUUACUGGGUUGACGCUUCUUAUUUUUAUAAGGAGCUCUGUUGGUCCAGGUUAUUACAGUAUAGAUCACUUGAUAGACUACUCAGUUAUAGUUACUGACAUGAAAGGACUGACUAGCACCUAUCCAUGGAUUUUAGUCGAGUUGGUAAGUCGUGAGAUGCUUAGAGUAUUAAUU